Molecule: messenger RNA, 889 nt
Organism: Mytilus trossulus (common blue mussel)
Lineage: Eukaryota; Metazoa; Mollusca; Bivalvia; Mytilida; Mytilidae
Exons: 5
Coding region: 188-628 (146 amino acids)
Biological process (GO): regulation of voltage-gated calcium channel activity
Cellular component (GO): cytoplasm
Molecular function (GO): calcium ion binding; calcium channel regulator activity
Source: RefSeq, a predicted model, not a curated record
UCAUAGAGGAUUAUCAAUACUAAAGUUGAUAUACAUGUAGUUAACUUGUAGUAAUCAAGAACAUAGGAAUUAUAUGGUGUGGUCUACGUAGUGAAUUGUGUGUAAAAUAAUGUAACUGGUAUUGUUAUUGCGAAAACAAGAUAGGAGUUUAGAACACUCAUCUCCGCAAAACGAUUUGUAAAACAGAAUGAGUUCUUUGGAUGAAGACGAUCAUGCAGCUAUCGCUAAAACAUAUCAUUCCAUGGAUGAAAAUGGCGACGGUCGUGUUUCUAUGGCGGAAGUGAAGAGAGCAUCAAAACGAAUUGGUAUAGAUCUAUCUACAGACAAAUUAAAGCAGAUGAUGAGAGAUGUUGAUAAAAAUGGAGAUGGGUAUCUGGACUUGAGUGAGUUUGAAAAGCUGAUCACAGAAUAUAUGAAGCAUGACCCCAAUGAUAUAAAGACAGCAAGGAAAAUAUUCCAAGCCAUGGAUGUUGAUAAAGAUGGGAAAGUAACGACUUCGGAAAUUAUGAAGGCUAUGAAAGUCUCGAAGUCAGAUGCUAACGAUCUCCUAGCGGAGGCAGAUUCUAAUAAAGACGGGAAAAUGUCAUUUGAUGAAUUUGUCAAAGUUAUGAAAGGACAGACCGGAUAAAUGGUUCGUUUUUACCAUGUUCCUGUUUGUCUAACAGACAGAAGAAUGAUCUUGUCUGAUAUUCAGCAAAAAGAGAUGGACAUUGUAAACUAUUAAGACAAAUAUUAUGAAUGAGCUUGUUCAAAAGAGUUAUGAAUGUUACGUGUAGAUAUAUGUAUUUUGUGGCAGUUAAAAAUGACCAUGAUGACAUUUGCAGUAAAAGUAACUUCAGAAAAUGGAAAAUUUAAAAAUACAAUUAUUGAAAUAAAGUAUAUAAUAAUU